Molecule: messenger RNA, 3363 nt
Organism: Pteronotus mesoamericanus
Lineage: Eukaryota; Metazoa; Chordata; Mammalia; Chiroptera; Mormoopidae
Gene: TRUB1
Product: TruB pseudouridine synthase family member 1
Exons: 8
Coding region: 1-1056 (351 amino acids)
Biological process (GO): mRNA pseudouridine synthesis; tRNA modification
Cellular component (GO): mitochondrion
Molecular function (GO): pseudouridine synthase activity; RNA binding
Source: RefSeq, a predicted model, not a curated record
AUGGCAGCUGCAGAGGCGGCGGCGGUGGUGUCGUCGUCGUCUCUGGCAGCAGACACAGCCCCAGUCCCUGAGAGUGCAGGAACGGCUGCAGCAACGGCCGCCGCCUCGCCAGCGACGGCUGCAGCCGCGGCGCUCGCGGCCGCAGCCAGGACCGGAUCCGAGGCCAGGGUCUCCAAGGCCGCUUUGGCUACUAAGCUGCUGUCCCUCAGCGGCGUGUUCGCCGUGCACAAGCCCAAAGGGCCCACUUCAGCCGAGCUGCUGAAUCGGCUGAAGGAGAAGCUGCUGGCAGAAGCUGGAAUGCCCUCUUCAGAAUGGACCAAGAGGAAAAAGCAGACUUUGAAAAUCGGGCACGGAGGCACCCUCGACAGCGCAGCGCGAGGAGUUCUGGUGGUUGGAAUUGGAAGGGGAACAAAAAUGUUGACCAGUAUGUUAUCAGGGUCCAAGAGGUACAUUGCCAUUGGAGAGCUGGGGAGAGCUACCGACACGCUAGACUCUACUGGGAAGGUCACAGAGGAGAAGCCUUACGAUAAAAUAACACAAGAAGAUAUUGAAGGCAUUUUACAGAAAUUUACUGGGAAUAUAAUGCAGGUGCCUCCCCUCUACUCCGCGUUAAAGAAAGACGGACAGAGACUUUCAACUCUGAUGAAGCGAGGUGAAGCAGUAGAAGCCAAACCCGCCAGGCCAGUGACUGUGUACAGUCUCUCCCUUCAGAAAUUCCAGCCGCCAUUUUUCACGUUAGAUGUUGAAUGCGGAGGGGGUUUUUAUAUCAGGAGCUUGGUCAGUGACAUUGGCAAAGAACUGUCUUCCUGUGCCAAUGUACUAGAACUGACCCGAACCAAACAGGGACCAUUCACACUCGAAGAGCAUGCCCUUCCUGAGGACAAGUGGACAAUCGAUGACAUUGCACAGUCUCUCGAGCAUUGCUCAUCUCUGCUCCCAGCAGAGUUGGCUCUUAAAAAGUCCAAACCUGAGGAGUCUAAUGAACAAGUUUUGAGCUGUGAAUAUAUAACUCUAGAUGAGAAGAAGGGAGAAGAUGAUGUAAUUAAGGCAUGUUAAGAUUAGUGUGAUUCAUCAUUUCUUGGUUGACAUUCGAAUCCUGUGUAUACAAGCUACCAAGCUACCUGCAAAGGACAAACUACUGUUUUGGGGUUUUUUUUGUUUUUUUUUUGUUUUUUUUUGGAUGAAGAAAAAUGUCUGUCAUUUACAGUUUCUGUAGUGUGCAAUUUAUCUGCUAUACAUUAUAAAUAGCCUUGCAGUUCAGUUCUUCACCAUAUUGUGGAAUGUCCUUUUAGGAUAUUAUUAUGUUGUUAGAUUGGAUACAGGAACAUCAACUUUCUGAUUUUGAUCUUGCUUCAAAGUCUUUUCCUGUGAAAAAGCUGAACACAUUUUCUAAUCAAAGAAGAAAGACAUAUGAGCUCCGUCUUUCUUUGGCAUCACAAAAGUUAAUGUAAAUUAAUGUUACUUUGACUUUAUUUUGGCUUUCUGGUGGCUCUAUUAUGUUGAAAUUCUUUAACUAUGUUUGAAAAGGCCGUUAUUUAACUCUUUCUUAUGUUUUGGGGAAUUUGCGAUUAUUAAGAACGUUUCUUUGAUAAGGCUGCAUUUAUUUAGUAAUAGCUGUGUUUGUUUAGAUCUUGGACACUCAUAAACUUUUAUAAUAAAUAUUUGUAAUUGAACCAAAGUUUUGCUGUUACCGCUAAAGAGAUGUUAAUACAAGACUGAAUGCGCCUCUGCCCUUAGCGCGAAGGCCAGCCUGGUGGCUUGUAUUUGGCAGCUAUGAGAUCUUUUCCUGAUAUUUUCAACAGAGUCGACCACCCUGUACCAAGCUGAUAAAUAACACAUUUUUAAAAGUAAGCUGAAGAAUGUAUCUUCAAUUAAAAAUUUCUUUAUUCUUUAAUAUUUAUUUAUACCUUUUUAGGGCAUUAUUCUUUAGUUUGCUCUUUCAAAUGAUAUUUAUAGACUCUGAGAUAGCCCCUGUGCAUUUCCAGCUAAUCUUUUCUGCUCUAAAUAUUUAAAAACAGCUAUUCGCAAACAUUUUCAUUUACAUGGCCUACUGAAAAUUUUAUCUCCCUUGUUUACUUUGAAAGCAUAGUUACAUUACAAAGUAGUAAAUUUCAUAUGUAAUGAGUGCUUCCUGUUUUUGUUAUGGGAAAGCAAUAUAUUAGGCAUCCAGUGUAUAGAAAUGUUUGUCCUUUAUUUAUUCAAUAAAUAUAGUUUCAAAAGGAAGAAUCAUUAAAAUUUUCAUGACAUAGGAGCUUUUAGGUUUUUAUGGAUUGCAUUUCUAACCCUAACCUCUCUACCUUGAAAAAUUUCACUAUGAAAACUAACAUGAUUUUAUUUAUGGUUAACCUAUUAGAAACUUAAUAUAAAAAAUUAUAUGCUUCAGGAGAGCAUUUUCAUCCCCUUGGCAACACAUUUGAAGCGAAAAUAUUGAAAAUGAUUCUUAGUACGACACAGGGAAAUGUAAGGAAAAGAGUUUGAUGUCUUGAGGUAUUAACAUCAAAUGCCAAAGAGACAAAGUCGUAAGUUUCAAAGUUUACAAUUUUACUCAUUCACAUCUACUGCCCUGUGGAGUGUGCCAACCAAACGUGGCCUCAAUGGCUGCCCAUCCCCUGGAAUUGCACAGGGUAGGUCGUGUCUUCAUGCACUGAUGGCUAAGGUCCAUACAGAGCAUAUUCUAGGUCUUAGAAAACAACUGGGGCAUUUCUGCGCUACAUCUCAACCUAAAAAUUGACACAUAAUUUGCUAAUGGAGAAGAAUAGAGAUUAUUUGACUAGACAAAUGACUAAAAUAGUAACCAAUCUUUUCCUUAUAUAUUGCUAAAAUUCUUGCUAUGCAUUUUCUUAUUGCUCUGAAAACAUGGAAUAUUUUCUUAUUGCUCUGAAAACAUGGAAGAAAAUUUUGCCAAAUGAAAAAAUUACCCAUAAUCCUCACAAUCCUGGUGCAGUGACUUCAGAACUUGAAUUUUGUAGUACUAUUUUCCUUUUGUUUACAUAAUUACGGUCUAAGACAUCUAUACUUUUGAAUUGACUGUUUUUUCAUUUCAUAUUAUCUGAUGUAAUUAGUUUGAUGAUUAUGUUAAUUAUAUGACUUCAUAUUCAGUUUACUUAAACUGUUUCCUUCUUACUGAACACAAGUUAUUUUCAAUUUUAUUAGGGUAAAUUCCUGAGUGUGAGAUUAUUAAGUGGGAUAUAUGAACAAUUUUAUGGUUCUUAAUAUGUUUGCCUUUUUGCUUUCCCAAAGCGAUGGAACAUUUUACUGUCACCACUUGAGUAUUACCAGUUAGCUACAAGUUCGGGGUGGGGGGUUUAAUAUGUUGUUGCUGCUAAUUCAGUAAGUAUAAGAGAGAGUUUAAAACUGCUCUGA